AUGUCCCUGGGGAUCAAGUCAACAUGGCGGCUUGGGUCCCGACGCAUCGGCUCGCCUGGAGCGCCUCCUGUUUGGCCAUGCGGCCUGCGCUCCAGGGGACCUCUGCCGUCAUCCUCCUUCUUACCCAGUCGCCGGCAAUACGAGGCCGAGCAGGAGAAGGGCAGGGCCACAGAAGCAGCGAUCCUUGAUUCCCAAGCUCUGCCCACGACGCCAGGAACAGAGCAGGCAGUCCGAGCACGCGGCGAGGUGGCACGAUCCAAGUCGAAUCAUGCGAGAAACGCCUUCAUGAGAGGCGCUUUCAGGCACCGUUCACCACGAAUCUUGGCUGCGGUGGACAAGAAUCAAAACUCCCCCUACGUCCCAGCUGCUCGCGAGUACCCGGCCCCCGCAGCGACCAAGGCAAGUAGAGGCCACUCACACGAGGUGGCCCGUACCCAAGCGGGAUUCGACAUAGUCUGGAAGCACUUUGGCGGCAAGGUGCCUGACUGGAGCGAGACGUUCAGCCUUCUCAAACGAAUGACCCCGAAACGAAGCCAAGCUCCCAACAUGGCUGCCGUGAGGGUGGUGCUUCCCUCGUUGUGGGACAUGUCUGUGGGAAAUAGACGGAUCGAGUUCUUGGAUGCCACGACGGGCUUGACCACUAAGCUGCGAGUCUCUUCCGACCACCAGAACCCGUCGGCCGUCAUCCUGAGAGGCGAAAGCGCCGUACUGGCAAAGGCAGUGGACGAAUUGAUCAGGGCCUGUCCAGACGUAGAAAUAUUCAAGCUCGGCGACGUAGCCGUCGUCGAUUACAAAACCAAACAGCUGUGGCCGGCGAUUGAGAAUGCCCAAGACGCGGGCAUGUCUGUCCCGCCGGGAACCAAGGACAACGUCUGGGUGCACAAGGAGCUGGAGACGUAUUGGAUUGAUCACCCGUACGAGCAGACACCGAAACCAGCGUGGUGGUCCGAGGAAUCGUUCGAGGCAUACAUUGCCGCUCUUGUCUGUGGGAAGCUGCGGCCGUACCUGGCCAUGAAGUACUACAAACAACUCCGGGAAAACGGCAAGCUAAUCGACACGGACGGCAUUCGAGUCCGCCUUAUUCUGGAGGCGUUUGAAGACGCGUCAGCAAGAGAGUGCAUCACCGCGUCCGCCCUGAAAAUGGCUGUAGGAUUCAUGGCCCACAAAGGCGGCCACCGCGCAUCCGCAGAUCGACUCUUCACGCUCGCCGAGGGAUGGGGCCUGCCCAUGGACGCCGAGACCUUCAACCUCAUUCUCGGCGGAUAUGUUUCCAAGCGGGACGUUGGCUUUUUUCACAAGUUCCUCCAAAAGAUGGAAGCGCGAUACUUCUACCCCAAUGCCAGGACCUGGCUCCAUUUCCUGAAGCUCGUCCAACGGGACAGUGAGAGACGGCAAAUCAUCGCCGCCAUGUACGAGAAUGGCCUCUUUGAAGACCCCGCCACGCGGAGAGGAAUUGCCGAAACCAUGGCCGGCAACGAUUCCUUCGCGGCCUUCAAGGCCGGGAAGAGCCUGGACGUCUUCCUCGCCGACCAGGCUGCGCGCUACGGGGAAGAUUGGUACACGGCCGGAGCGGCAAACAGCAUCCUCGAGGAAUUCCUACGGUUUCACGACCCUUCCCACCCCGACUUCUCAUCCUUCAAGUCCCUCCUGGACCGCCACACGUCCGACGGCCGCCAGGUCGCCAUCAGAAGCACGUCCAACCUCGUCAUCAAAUCCUGUAUCAGCAGGAAGGACUGGCCUACCGCACUGUGGGCUCUAUCGCGCAUGCUGCAGCACGGGCGGGAGCCCAACACUCAGACCUACAACUUUCUCAUGUCACUGGCCAUCUCCUCCCGUGCUCCCUUCUCCCUCGGCGUGCUCUUCUUCUACGCCGUCCUCGACCGCAAGCUGCGGAGGCGCCCGCGGAGGAUCAUGCAGCGCGUCAUCCUCAAGCGACUCCUGGGCGGCUUCCCGGUCAAAAUCUUCUCCAAGAAGAUGGGCCGGCUGCUGACGGAGAAUAGGGUAGCCAACGACCGCGGGGUGGUCGCAGGCGCCGAAUGGGCCAUUCUGCGCUCGUGCGACGGCUACAAGCCCGUCAAGUCCCUCGCCGCGGCGCUGGACACGACGUGGCGCACCAUGGACCAGCCCCUUCUCUACUCGGCCCUCGCCGCCGACCCCGAGGCGAGUUCCAGAAUAGUCCUCUCGCACGACUACGCGGUCAGGAUGCGAGAUGCGUCCGGCCAACGGCCCCGCAUCACAGUUCACCUAGACGCGGCCUUUGAUCCGAAAAGAAUGCUACGACAAUCAGAACCUCGAGGUGAAUCGCGGCGGCGCCCCGGCUCCCAAAACACAGGGCCCCGCGCCAAGGAUGAAUGGCAUGGAGGAAUCAGACCAGCCGGAAAUACAGAACUGUUAAAGAACCGUGUACAAUAUACAAUAGAGUGCUUCGAAAGCCCACACCUUGGCGAAGCACAUGCACAGCGCAAGCUCUUCAUGUAG
This is a messenger RNA of Metarhizium album ARSEF 1941, 2478 nucleotides long. RefSeq lists its product as uncharacterized. Gene Ontology annotation, molecular function: protein binding. The coding region runs from base 1 to 2478 and encodes 825 amino acids. The transcript has a single exon. NCBI's taxonomy places the organism in Eukaryota, Fungi, Ascomycota, Sordariomycetes, Hypocreales, Clavicipitaceae. The record is from RefSeq and is a predicted model, not a curated record.